Messenger RNA from Sorex fumeus (smoky shrew), 681 nucleotides. It is a transcript of the gene MARVELD1, whose product is annotated as MARVEL domain containing 1. Gene Ontology annotation, biological process: myelination. The coding region runs from base 141 to 662 and encodes 173 amino acids. Gene Ontology annotation, cellular component: membrane. Gene Ontology annotation, molecular function: structural constituent of myelin sheath. Lineage: Eukaryota; Metazoa; Chordata; Mammalia; Eulipotyphla; Soricidae. The record is from RefSeq and is a predicted model, not a curated record. The transcript has a single exon.
GCAGGAAGGGUGGGGAGCCGGCGGGAGGAAGCGAGGGGCGCCCGGAGGGGAGCGAGCAGAGGCCGGGCCGUGCCGCCCCGCCAGGCGCCGUCAUUCCGCUGCUCGGGGCGCCGCCACCGCCGCCGCCGCGCCCGGGGGCCAUGGUCCCGCCGCCGCCGCGCCAGCCGCCGCCCCCGGCGCGCUCGGGCCGCGGCGCCGUGAGCCUGCAGCGCGCCUUCCUGCGCGGCCCGCUGGGCGUGCUGCGGCUGCUGCAGCUGCUGGCCGGCGCCGCCUUCUGGGUCACCAUCGCCACCAGCAGGUACCAGGGCCCCGUGCACUUCGCGCUCUUCGUGUCCGUCUUCUUCUGGCUGCUCACCCUGGGCCUCUACUUCCUCACGCUGCUGGGCAAGCACGAGCUGGUGCCCGUGCUGGGCUCGCGCUGGCUCGUGGUCAACGUGGCGCACGACCUGCUGGCGGCCGCGCUCUACGGCGCCGCCACGGCUAUCAUGAUCGACCAGACGCACCAGCACAGCUACUGCAACAUCAAGGAUUACCAGCUGGCCUGCGCCUACCGCGCCUUCCUGGCGGCCGCCGUGUGCGGCGGCCUCUGCCUGGGCCUCUACCUGCUGUCGGCCUUCUACGGCUGCUGCCGCCGCUGCCAGGGGGAGCAGGAGGUGGUGUGAGGCCGCCGCGCCGCGGGGC